AUGGAGGACGUCGAGUUCAACAAGUCGCAUUCUAACUCGCCGCUGCCCGAGGCAGGUAACGACCCCAACGACCCUCUGCGCCCUGAGAUCGACGAGGAGAACUCAGUUCCAAACCCUACCAACGCUACGACUUACCAGGACAUGGAAGUCACAGAAGACAAGGAGGAGAUGCCUGAUCAGGACGACAUCGAAGCUGGGCUGUCGGACAACGAGUCGGCGCUAUCAGAUGCGUUAGACGACGACCAGCUCGAUGAGCAGUUUGGCGACUUCGACGCGAGCAACAUUGCCAUUGAGGAGCGCGCUAUCGACGAAGACACAGUCAAGCAGAUUGGCGUGCACAAAAGGAAACGAGCGGCAGGCGAGGGCGACGAGCCCAAGAAAAAGAAGAAGCGCGCCGAGAAGCCGCGUCGCAAGAAGAACAAGGACGGAGAAGAGGAGGCCGGAGACCUAGGUGAUGGUGGGAGAAAGAGCAAGCGGUCGAAGAAGGAGGGCAAAGUUCGAGGAGCUAGCCCAGACGAAGAGCCAGAUGCCAACCUCACUCCUGAAGAGCGCCGAAAGCGUGCGCUCGAGCGCCAGAUGGACGCCAUUGUCAAGAGCAGCUCGACUCGCCGCCGCAAGAAGGAUGGAAUUGAUCUUGAGCAGAUGGCUGACCAGGAAAUCGAGGACAUGCGCCGCCGCAUGGCUCAGGCAGCUGAGAUGGACAACGAAGGCCGAAAGCGCGGUGAACCUGCACGACACAAGCUGAAGCUUCUGCCCGAAGUGGUCGCCCUGCUCAACAAGAGCAACCUCAAGGAGUCAAUAGUAGAUCCCGAGUCCAACAUCCUCGAAGCAGUACGCUUCUUCCUCGAGCCUCUCAGCGACGGCAGUCUGCCAGCAUACGAUAUCCAAAAGGAGCUAUUUGCUGCGCUGUCUAAGCUGCCCAUCAACAAAGACACACUGGUUGCCUCUGGUAUUGGCAAGGUCAUCAUGUUCUACAUCAAGAGCAAGCGCCCUGAGUUGACCAUCAAGCGACAAGCUGAGCGCCUUUUCACAGACUGGACUCGUCCAAUUCUUCGGCGCACGGACGACUAUCGCAAGAAGGAGUUCGCUCAGGCAGACUUCGAUCCGACAAGAAAGAUCGCAUCUGGCAACUCUGCUGCCAACAGCCAAGCAGCUGCUCAGGCUGCCCAGAGGAAGAAGGCCCUUGAGGUUCCACGAUCAUUCCAGCGCGCCCGCAUGGAGACUGGUCGUAUGACAUACACCGUCGCGCCGAAGAGCAACGUUUCUUUCAACGAGGGCAACAACGUCCGAAGGGAUGUGGAUAUCCUAAAGACAGUAAAGGCCAGACAAGGUGGAGGCAGGCGGUAA
Messenger RNA from Ascochyta rabiei, 1347 nucleotides. Its product is annotated as Transcription factor iws1. Bases 1 to 1347 code for a protein of 448 amino acids. The transcript has 3 exons. The record is from RefSeq and is a predicted model, not a curated record. Gene Ontology annotation, cellular component: nucleus. NCBI's taxonomy places the organism in Eukaryota, Fungi, Ascomycota, Dothideomycetes, Pleosporales, Didymellaceae. Gene Ontology annotation, biological process: poly(A)+ mRNA export from nucleus.